AUGAAUUGUGAGCCAUGCGCUUCUUCCUUGCGUUCGGCAAGCCAGAGCAGCAUCCUUGUUUGUGCUGUGAAUUGCUGCGUAUCUGUUGUAAGCACAUGCCUUUACUACUCUGAGUUGCAUCAUUUGCACCAGUAUCCCUUUUUCUCUGCACAACUUAAUACAGCCAUUGGAGCGCUGCUGGCGGGACUCUGGCUUCUGUGGUUGCCCAAAGAUGUGGAAGUGGAAACCGCGGCCACAGUCGUCCCAUGGCAGUCUUGGGCUUGGCUGAGUGCAUUGCUGGCGUUUCAAAAUUCCCUGGAGAUUUUGAGCAUUCCCAGAGUCCAGUUGGUUGGAGCAAUGAUGGUCGUUGCUGGGGUCAUGGCAGGGUUUCUGCCAAGUUUAUGGGUUUCUGGACUGCAACAUGUCAGCCUGGCAUGGGUGGCCAUCUUCCUCCUCUCCCGCAUCCCUCAAGCUGCAGCCAACGUCGCAGCAGAGAGUUGGGCGGAAAAUCAGAAGGGCAUCACUUGGCCACUGAGAGCCACUUUGUAUACGCAACUCUUAGGCCUGCCAUGCAACUUCCUGGCAGCACUGACUGUCUCUUUCUUUUGGAAAGGCGAAGCUGCCGUUGUUCUGCAGGACUAUGCUGGCGGAUUCAGCUGUCUGACUGAAGGUCAAGGAGCAUGUGCUGGGGCCUGGAGAUCAGUGCUCCUUUUUGCGGUGCCAGGGAUGCUGUACACCCUGACGGAGUUUCAAGUUUUGCAGGCGGCUGAAGGGGACCAUAAAGAAUCGGAUCGUAAAUCCAUCAGAAAUGGCAAUGGUUGACUUGAGAAGCCUCGAGGUCAUUGAUAUUGUAGUUUGCUUGCUUCUGGGUUCAAAACUGGAGGCCGAUGCUUAUUCCAACUGUAACAAUCAUAUAAUCACCAGGUGCUUUGGGCCUGACUAUACCAUUCAUCCAAGGCCCUUUUUUUUCGUGGCAUGGUGUCCUCAUUUUAUGCAGGUGGCUUCAGCUACCACUUACUUCUUGCUGGCGGCGCUUCAACUGCCAUUGCAAGACCUGGCACUGUCCUUGUUGAACUUUUCAGCCGCCAGCUUUCGGCCAGCCAUGGUGCCUGCCAUCCUGGCUGUGGCCAUGGGGCUCAUGUUUUAUGGCCUGGGCAGUCGGCCAGGAUCAUCCUGAAAA
Messenger RNA from Cladocopium goreaui, 1159 nucleotides. The record is from the annotation of a GenBank genome assembly. NCBI's taxonomy places the organism in Eukaryota, Dinophyceae, Suessiales, Symbiodiniaceae.